AUGGCCUCAAUUUCUCGUCCACCAGCCACAAAUUUGCGAGCCGCACAAGCUGAGCAUCUAGAUGCGAUGAAGGAGUCGCUAAGGAGUAUUAAUGCCAAGGACGUCGUACCAAUUCUUGUUGCUCGUCGUGUCUUGCAGAGCUUUGAAAUGACAAAAGUUUACGAUCAGGAAUCCGGCCAAGAACAAAUGGAUGCACUAAUCGACAUUCUGAAAACAAAGACACAUUGGAUGGGCCCGAUGACGGAUGCAUUGAUUAGAAACGGCCAAGGACUCAUCGCACAGCAGCUCAUCCAGCUUCAAACCGCCAAAAAUACC
Mesorhabditis spiculigera is the source of this 315-nucleotide messenger RNA. NCBI's taxonomy places the organism in Eukaryota, Metazoa, Nematoda, Chromadorea, Rhabditida, Rhabditidae. The record is from the annotation of a GenBank genome assembly.